AUGGGGUCAUCUCUUGAUGCGGAGAAACGAUGGGUAACGGAUCUGGAAAAUCAGAAUAUCGAUGGUUCUAGAAGGCUGCGACAUUUAUUAAUGACAUGUGCGGAUCCUAUCGAAACGAUCAAAAAUUUCCAGGAACGAAAUAGUAUUAAGCUACCGACAUUAAAUCCUGCAUUACGACUUCUCGAUUUGCAUAAUAUUCGCAGGACAGAAUUUCAUGAAGAAGCAGCUAAUAAUAUAUCGGACUUGCUGCUUGCAAAAAUCAAAAGUCUAGGUGCGGCAAGAACUAUAGAAUCAGUGCAGUUAUUAGAAAAGCAGCUGGAGAAAAGUUUCAAACUGUAUCGAGUCCCUAGCAUUCGGCCUUUUGUGUUAGAAACACUGAAGCAACUACCAAAAGCUCCAGAUCGGUACUUAAAAGUCAUUGUGACUGAUCGGGAAUUUUACGACAGUUGUGCGGUUACAGUACGACAACAGAUUUGGCUGAAGAACGAUUCAUUAUACAUAGAUGCAAUACUUCCGGUUAUAGAUUCCUAUAUUGAUGAAAAGCAGAAAGUUAUGCAGACAGUGGACCAGUCACCAACGAACUAUUUUACAUGUGAAACUACUAAAUCCAGACGGCAAUGGUCGCAAAUUUUAGAGCUAAUGACAAUGGUUGGUCAUCAGGAACCGUUAUAUCGACGAUUGAACAACGUUAUCCGUGAACGUUUUCUGAAAUCGGCUGAUGCAAUAUACUGUUCAUUGCGAAUGGAGCUUGUGAUGUCUGCUCAUGAUUUAAAUAUUGAAUCUGUGAUCCGAUCAGAUCCAUGUCAUGACUUGGCUUGGUGUUUGGAUGCUUGUGUCAGAGACAAACAUUUGGAUGCGCAACAGACAAUCAAACUGAAAAAUAUAUUGGAGUCAACGAAAAAAACUAAAGCGGAAGUAAUUGGGGAUUUAGCAAUGAUUGCUGGUGAUGCACAUGUUAUACACUUCUUAUGCUCAAUGGCCAUUAAAGUAUUGCGCGAUUCAGCUUUGCAUGCUACUGGUCAAUUGCCGAGAGAAUUAGUUCCCUUGCAACUUCUGCUGAGGUUAUUAUCAUUUGGAGCUUCUGCACAUAGCGUCUUAUCAACUAACGAUAUAACUGCCUUGCAGAAUGUUGACGCCGUCGUUUUUACGAAAUUUCUAGCUUCUUUUACUACAUUUAUUGUAGAGGACGUAAUACGAUAUGAACUCAGUCGGGCGCCAGAUGAAAUUAUUGACGAAAAUCCUGCGAGUGAUUUUCUUUCUGAUCCGUCCGAAGAAAUGUUGGGUUUCUUAAAGACGGAUAUGACGUGUGCGUUACUCUGGGUUCAUUAUAUUUUGGAUGUUCUUUCAAGCAAGCGUCGUGUUUCAGAUUUGCCAGGCAUUAUGCGAUACCUGAAAGCACUACCUCGCUUAAAAUAUAAGGUUUCCUUUUGUGAUCCAUGGAUACAUCUGGUAAUUCAUCGGUUGCUACAAUCUGCACCGUUUGACCAUCUUUUAUCAACCGAGCAAGCAUCACAUUUCAUCAUAGAAGAAUAUCUGUUGAAAGGAUUGGAUCGCUACCCUGGUGUGAAGUAUCAUCUUCUACGUAUUGUGCAUCUGUUAUGGUCUUCAGUUGGCGAGUUUCGUUGCCGUCUUAUCCUAGACAAAAUCGCACCAGAGAAAAUAUUCGAAUUAGGUGGCCCUGAAGUUGAGGUUGAUCUAAAACGUUACACUCAGGAAUACCAACGUAUACGGACGAAAAUGACGGAGAAAAGCUCGUCUGCGGAUGGAUCAGUGUCGAGUAUAUCAGGCACUACUGUACAGUCUCUUUCAGACUGUACAAUAACAGGAUGA
Molecule: messenger RNA, 1830 nt
Organism: Brugia malayi
Lineage: Eukaryota; Metazoa; Nematoda; Chromadorea; Rhabditida; Onchocercidae
Exons: 12
Coding region: 1-1830 (609 amino acids)
Biological process (GO): negative regulation of transcription elongation by RNA polymerase II
Cellular component (GO): NELF complex; nucleus
Source: RefSeq, a predicted model, not a curated record